AUGUUGCGACUCGCCCUCGUGGCCGCCUUGGCCGUACCGAGCGCACGGGCGGCAGCCUACGUCAACUCUUCCACCGACUAUGAGAGCGGCGCGCUUGGACAAGGACCGUACCAGACUUUCAAGUCGUCCAGCUCCCAGCCCGCUAUGUGGAACUUCAACGUCUUCCCCUCCGAGACGCCGCAGGAAGGAUCCAUCUUCAUUGCCCCGCGCGGCACCGACGCUGUCGCUCCUGGCCCGUACAUCUACGACGCGUACGGCGACUUGAUCUGGGACGGCAGCGCGUACGGCGAGUCCAUGUCCUUUGCCACGUACACGUACCAGAACAACACGGUCAUUGCGCUGUGGCAAGGCUCGUUCAACUCGGCUGGCUAUGGCAGCGGACACGGUCUCCUCCUCGACGACACGUACAGUGUCAUUGCCAACAUCUCGACAACUGUGGCCAACUCGACGAUGGACUUCCACGAGUUUGCGCUCACCGACAACAACACGGCCUUGUUCACUGUCUACGUGCUUGAGCAAAUGAACUUGACCACCUGGAGUGGCCCCGGUGACGGAUACAUCCUUGUUGGCUACAUGCAGGAGGUGGACAUUGCUACUGGCGAGGCUCUGUUUACUUGGCGUUCCCUCGACCAUGUCAACCCCUCCGAAUGUUAUGCCGGCGUGGGCUCGACCGGUGUGAGCGCCACCUCGCCGUGGGACUACUUCCACAUCAAUGCGAUCGAGAAGGACGACUCGGGCAACUACCUCAUCUCGUCGCGCCACUGCAAGGCCCUGUACUACCUGGACGGCACGGACGGCUCCAUCAUCUGGCGUCUGGGCGGCAGCAACUCGUCGUUCACCAUGGGUGCCAACACGACCUUUGAGUGGCAGCACGACGCACGGUUCCGCGAUGGCAACACGACCAUUUCGCUCUUUGACAACGCCGCCACGUCUUGGGAACAGAACGCCACCGAGUCGCGCGGCAUGGUCCUGACCAUGGACUAUACGAGCAUGACUGUCGAGCUGGCCGAGCAGACCUUGCCGUACAACGCGUCUCUCUCGGAGAGCCAGGGAAGCAUGGAGCUCCAGCCAAACAGCAACUGGCUCAUGGGCUGGGGCCAGGAGCCAUACCUCUCCGAGUACAGCCACGACGGCACCAUGCUGUGGUCGGCCCAGUUUGGCGUUGGCAACGUGCAAGGCUACCGCGCGAGCAGGGGUAACUGGACUGCAUACCCGACCACGACGCCGGCGAUGAACGUGACCAAGGACGACACGGCCGCCACAUACGACAUCUACGUGUCGUGGAACGGUGCCACGGAGAUUUCCUCGUGGGAGCUGCUGGGGUCCGACAGCGACGCGGCAAAGGGCACCUCACUCGCCAACGUGACCAAGACGGGCUUUGAGACCAGCUUCACCCUCCAGCAGUCGGAUGUGAGCGCGACCUACUUCCAGGCCCGCGCCCUCACCGCCAGCGGCGAGACGCUGGGCUGGACCCACUUCUUCGCCUCGAACGGCACCGACGCGGCGCCCGCCACGUCUGACGAGACCGCAGCCGUCGAGGUUACGGCCACUGCCACGUUUACCUCUGCGUCCGCCACGUCGUCUGCGACUACUGGCAAUACCUCGUCGGCCGCCCAAGCACGUGUUGGUGUUCCCCGCUCUGGUGCGGCCGCGGUCCUUGGCCUGGCGCUCACUGUGUUCAUCCUCUAA
Apiotrichum porosum is the source of this 1689-nucleotide messenger RNA. RefSeq lists its product as uncharacterized. Lineage: Eukaryota; Fungi; Basidiomycota; Tremellomycetes; Trichosporonales; Trichosporonaceae. The transcript is spliced from 6 exons. The record is from RefSeq and is a predicted model, not a curated record. Bases 1 to 1689 code for a protein of 562 amino acids.